CACUGGUUCGUCAUGUUCUGCAGAUGUAGAUCCCACCACCGCACGGCGGUUUAACUUACGACCCUCGAUCCGAACAGGCAACUGGACAUACGGACAGGUUUGUUCGUAUGAAAGUCGAAUGUUCGUAAGUAGAGGAGUCCCUCGAUAUACUCAGGGAUAACACUGAAAAGUCAACAAAAGGGGAAAAUUUGGUACUGCAAAGGAGGUCCCAUGAUGAAAGGACAGGUUAAUUAACCCAUUUGGUGGACUGUUACCUCUUGGGCACAUCACAGCCUACGGGGUUUUGGAGUUCCACACAUUUUUGUGAUCCACCCACCCUUGCCUGCGGGGUGCUUGAUCACAAUGCUGCCCCGCCGUAGCUACGAUGCAGAGGGCAGUUUGGAUUCCUAGGCAGGAGGUUAAAGUUCAGUCUGGAAACUUCCCCCACCCCUUAGGUAAAACUGGUCCAACUGGGCCUUCGUCUAACAACAGACGCCUAUGGAUUACCGGUCAAGGGGGCAUACUGACGCAUACACGGCAGGCGACAAGAGCAUUGUUGGAUUCGCCACCCGCAUCCCCCUCUCGCAGGAAUGGAACCCGUACCAGACGCCGACCCAGAGGCCGACCCAGAGGCCGACGCAGAGGACGUCUCGCCCGGGAAGGGAGCGUCGACCUGCUGCCCGCGAUGCCACGUGGUGCACAAGUCGCUGUCUCGCUGGGUGCUGCCACCCGACAUCCGUGAGAAGUACCUGGAGAGGGCCAACUGCCUGCCGCCGCCAAUUUUCAUCAUGCUCAUCAGCCUUCUAGAGCUGGGCGUGUUCAUCUACUAUGCGGUGUGGAAACCCCAGAAGCAGUGGAUCACGCUGGACUCUGGUAUCUCCAACAGUCCCUUCAUCUACCGGCCCGACCGGCGGCAGGAGGCUUGGCGCUUCGUGUCCUACAUGCUGGUGCAUGCUGGGGUGCAGCACAUCAUCAACAACUUAAUCGUGCAGCUGAUUCUCGGGCUUCCUCUGGAGCUGGUGCACAAGGGCCAUCGCGUGGGGCUCGUGUACCUGGCGGGGGUAGUUGCCGGCUCACUCGCCAGCUCCGUGUUCGACCCGUGUGUUCAGCUGGUCGGCGCGUCUGGCGGAGGCUACGCGCUCAUUGGGGGGUACUUCAUGAACGUAGUGGUGAAUUUUAAGGAGAUGAAGCCUCUGUUUGGAGUAUUCCGACUUCUCUUCAUCGGCAGUAUAGUGCUAUCAGAUGUCGGAGUGGCCAUUUACAGGAGAUUUAUUGCCAAAGAGAUUGCGCAACAGGUGUCGUUUGUGGCUCACAUAGCGGGCGGGCUGGCGGGCGUGUCCAUGGGCUACGUGGUGUUCACCAGCUACGACCAGAGCCUCGUGAAGGACCCUCGCUUCUGGGUGUGCCUCCUCGGCUUCGCCAUCUGCACCCUGGUCGCAGUCGCCUUCAACAUCUGGCUCUCGCCAGCCGUCGAUUGUUUCCGUUGAAGCGUCCGGACAGCCUCCUCCCCACCGACCCUGUCGUGCGCGGCCACACCGAUCUGCCUUGCCCGUGAUGAACGCGGGACAACUGCGGAGAUCCAACUUCGUCGUUAUUUAUUUGCUAGCGAGUCUCCCCCAGUGCGGCUGUGUGGGUCCACCGGUCUUGGUGUGCAACGUUACAAGAGCUCGGUGCGCUCCGUGUAGUUCUGGAGUGGAAUUCAACAAUGACUUGCUGCUUGCACCCUGUGGUGCAACUUUGAGCCGGCAAGGAUUGGUUUAUAUUUUUGUUGUAUUGUUGUGAAUGUAUUCAUCUUUUAUACGGUAAGAAUUGGAUUGGGCCAAUAAUAAUAAUAAUAAUGUAUUGGAACUAAACUGGUCUUGCAACGGUUCUUUUUUAAAUAGCUUUAACGGAGUGUAACAAAAAAAAUAUAUAGAUAGUUCGUGAUCUACAAUUGGCUUUCACAUACAAUGUCAUUAUCAGGGGUCGGAAACCAAUAUAACAAGAGCCGUUUUUGUCGAAUUCGGUAAAAAAAAAACCCUCAACAUUUGAACAGCCACAAUGCAUGUAAAUACGAGACGGCGAUCCUAAAAACCUAAUAACGUCACGAAGCAGUCUUUAAAGAGCCGCAUUGUGGCUCUGGAGCCACAGGUUGCCGAACCCUGGUUACGAUGCAGAAUUUACGACUAUGAUGAGCCAAGAAUGUCUGUGUGUCCCGCACGUGACGUCUCUCCACGUCGGCCAGCCCCCCCCUCAUUAAUAAUCAUGAACAGGUGACGUCCUCCACAUGGAUCCUCGCCCCUCAUUAAUCAUGAGCGGAUGACGUCACUCCACAUAUAGCCCCCCCCCCCCACCAUUAA
This is a messenger RNA of Petromyzon marinus (sea lamprey), 2318 nucleotides long. It is a transcript of the gene RHBDL2, whose product is annotated as rhomboid like 2. Gene Ontology annotation, cellular component: membrane. Lineage: Eukaryota; Metazoa; Chordata; Hyperoartia; Petromyzontiformes; Petromyzontidae. Gene Ontology annotation, molecular function: serine-type endopeptidase activity. The record is from RefSeq and is a predicted model, not a curated record.